AACGUGUUCGGCUCACGCCUGAAAGUUUGUGUAUACGAAGUAGCUAACGUUAGCUUGCUAAAGUAAUUCACACACUCAGUGGAUUAGGAUGUUAAGGCUGGCAUGGCGUCGGUCGACGUCCAAAAAUAGCUGCGCGGAGCCUGCGCGCCUUUUGGCUGCAGCUUUUUUAGGAGCGAACAGUCCACAGCAGAGCUCAGAGAGCAACAUUAGGUGUUUGAAACACAUUCCCCACCCACCCAACGACAGGUCACCGCUCCUCCAUCCCAGGCCGGCCUGCGUCCUCAGUCCAUCUGUCUUUAUGAGCAUGGCAUCAGGAGGUGAAGGGCCAUCAUCAGCUUCCCACAAACACACCAACAGGUUAGCCAAGGAGAGGUCGCCCUACCUGCUACAGCAUGCACACAACCCCGUUGACUGGUAUCCAUGGGGUCAAGAUGCUUUUGACAAGGCAAAAACUGAAGACAAACCCAUCUUUUUAUCAGUGGGCUAUUCGACAUGCCACUGGUGCCAUGUUAUGGAGAGGGAGUCUUUCGAAGAUGAGGAAAUUGGUAAAAUCCUUAGUGAGAACUUUGUCUGCAUCAAAUUAGACAGAGAAGAGAGACCUGAUGUGGACAAGGUCUACAUGACUUUUGUACAGGCAACAAGCGGAGGUGGAGGUUGGCCCAUGAGUGUAUGGUUGACUCCUGACCUUCGACCUUUCGUCGGGGGCACCUACUUCCCUCCAAGAGAUCAUGGAAGAAGACCUGGGUUCAAGACCGUUCUUACCAGAAUCAUUGAACAGUGGCAGAAUAAUCGCAGUGCUUUGGAGUCCAGUGGGGAUAGGAUCCUUGAAGCCCUGAAGAAAGGCACUGCUAUUACUGCAAACCCAGGAGAAAGUCCUCCACUGGCCCCAGAUGUCGCUAAUCGCUGCUUCCAGCAGUUGGCCCAUUCCUAUGAGGAGGAGUACGGAGGCUUCAGAGAUGCUCCAAAGUUCCCCACACCAGUGAAUCUGAUGUUUCUCAUGUCUUACUGGUCUGUGAAUCGCUCCACCUCAGAAGGGGUCGAGGCUCUCCAGAUGGCUUUGCACACACUCCGCAUGAUGGCACUGGGAGGCAUCCAUGACCACGUGGCACAGGGUUUUCAUCGUUACUCUACAGAUUCCUCCUGGCAUGUUCCUCACUUUGAAAAGAUGUUGUACGACCAGGCUCAGCUGGCUGUAGCCUACAUAACAGCUUCCCAGGUAUCUGGUGAGCAGUUUUUUGCAGAUGUGGCCAAGGACAUACUACUCUACGUCUCCAGAGACCUGAAUGACAAGUCUGGAGGUUUCUAUAGUGCAGAGGAUGCAGACUCUGUUCCUGCAUCAGGGGGACCAGAGAAGCGAGAAGGGGCUUUCUGUGUAUGGACGGCGUCAGAAGUUCGGGAACUCUUGCCAGAUGUGGUGGAGGGUGCCACUGGAUCUGCCACACUGGCAGACAUCUUUAUGCACCACUAUGGGGUGAAAGAACAAGGCAAUGUUGCUCCAGAACAGGACCCCCACAGGGAGCUGCAGGGCCAGAAUGUGCUGAUCGUGCGUUAUUCAGUCGAGUUAACAGCUGCUCACUUUGGCAUCAGUGUGGAAAAAGUCAAUGAGCUCCUGGCCUCUGCCAGAGGCAAAAUGGCAGAAGUGAGGAAGAGCCGGCCACGCCCACAUCUGGACACCAAGAUGCUGGCCUCCUGGAAUGGCUUGAUGCUGUCGGCCUAUGCUCGAGUUGGAGCUGUGGUGGGAGACAAGGCCUUAUUGGAGAGAGCGGUACAGGCAGGCAACUUCCUAAAGGAGCACCUGUGGGAUGCUGAGAGGCAGACCAUCCUUCGAUCUUGUUACCGUGGAGACCAGAUGGAAGUGCAACAGAUAUCUCCUCCUAUCUCUGGUUUCCUGGAUGACUAUGCCUUCAUCAUUUGCGGCUUGCUGGACCUGUAUGAGGCCACGCUACAAACCGAGUGGCUGCAGUGGGCUGAGGAGUUGCAGCUCAGGCAGGAUGUGUUGCUGUGGGAUGACCAGGGAGCGGGCUACUUCUGCAGUGAUCCCAGUGACAGCACUGUGCUGCUGCAACUGAAAGAGGAUCAGGAUGGAGCUGAGCCCAGUGCUAACUCUGUGUCAGCGUUCAAUCUCCAGCGUCUGUCCCACUAUACUGGAAGACAGGACUGGCUCCAGAAGUCCCAACAGCUGCUGACAGCCUUCUCUGACCGUCUGAACAAGGUUCCCAUUGCCCUGCCUGAAAUGGUCCGGUCUCUUAUGGCCCAGCACUACACGCUUAAACAGAUUGUGAUCUGUGGCCAGAGGGAUGCGUCAGACACUAGAAAUCUUCUAGCAACAGUCAACUCCCUCUUCCUUCCAUAUAAGGUCGUGAUGCUUACUGACGGAACUGCCGAGGGUUUCCUGUGCCAGCGUUUGCCUGUCCUCUCCUCCAUGUCCCAGCUGGGUGGUGUCGCCACAGCCUACGUCUGCCAGGACUUCACAUGUUCUCUGCCCGUCACUGACCCUCAGGAACUACGUCGGCUACUCCUGCACGGCACCACGGACAUGCCGACAGAAUGACAACUGCAGAACUGAGUGACUGUUUUACAAGAAGGCCAUCAUCUUCAAAAGCUGUGCUUUUUAGAUCUGCAGCCCCAGCCCAGCCUUAUUUUUGCUGUAUUUGGAUAGUGAGCCUGGUUUUAUUAUAAAUGAAUGCCAAUGCUUUAAAAGCUGAUAUGCCAUGUUGGUAGGGGGUAGAUACUAUGAGGGCGACUGCCGCCAGCCAUUCCAGACCUUUAAAAAAAGAAAGGCUAUUCUUUGUUAGCAACACCAGCUACGUAUUACCUCACAUAUCAGCUCCAGUUACAUUUUAGCAGACUUGGAUCAGUGGAGCCAUGUUGAAAUUCAGGUGUACAAAUGUCCUUAUGAGGAAAUACGCACAGCAGCACUGGCAGCCUACUGAAAUGAUGUAGCGCUCGUACUUGACUAUUAGCCCAGAAGUAAACUUCAGGCUCUUAAUAGACCAUAGCCUCAGACCACUUGGAUGAAGUGGACCGGUAAUAUUUUGCAGAUGAACCAAGCUGCCCCGUUGUCCUCUCCUGGCUCUGUGUUCCAGCUCCUGCAUUCAUGUCAAAUGGAUCUGACAGUGGAGGCCUGCAUGCCUUGUGCAUGUUUGUGUUUGAGCGUAUGAAAAAAGGUUGGUUGCAGAUUUGUAUGUAACCAUGGUUGUAACGCUUAAAAGUCUGUUGUGUAUGUAUUUGAUUUCAUCUGUAGUAACAUUGCAGUGAACAAGCUGCUCUCUCAUAAGACUCCAUUUACCACCAGCUUGCACUUGUUUAUUUCUGUUAUCUUGGAUAAAAGGUUUCUUCUCCGCUGCAACACGCACUUACAUCUUGUGAAUUUCAACUUGAGGUUUAGACAUCAAGAAUAAGCAGCAUGUAUACGCACAACCCUGAAUAAUAAACAUAUUUCUCUUACAA
Amphiprion ocellaris (clown anemonefish) is the source of this 3450-nucleotide messenger RNA. It is a transcript of the gene spata20, whose product is annotated as spermatogenesis associated 20. The record is from RefSeq and is a predicted model, not a curated record. Lineage: Eukaryota; Metazoa; Chordata; Actinopteri; Pomacentridae. Gene Ontology annotation, biological process: carbohydrate metabolic process.